AUGGGUGAUUACUUUGUGAAAAUCUUGUUUGCAAUCUUAAUAUGCUUUUUGCAUACUCAACAAUCCAUUCAUGGAUUCAACUCUCCAUCACAUGUGAAAUGCAAUGAGAAGGAGAGACCAGCACUCCUCAACUUCAAACAUGGCCUCAUAGAUGGGUCUGGCAUGCUGUCUACAUGGAGGGAGGAUGACAAUAACAGUGAUUGCUGCAAAUGGAAAGGCAUUGAAUGCAACAAUGAAACAGGUCACGUACAUGUGCUUCAUCUUCCUGGUUCACAAACACAUUAUUUGAGAGGUGCAAUCAAUAUCAUUUCAUUGUUUGACUUGCAAAACAUUCAACAUUUGGAUCUCAGUUUUAAUGAUUUCAGGGGCACUCAAAUCCCACAACACAUGGACUCCUUAAAAAACUUAAGAUAUCUCAAUCUAUCAUGGUCAGAUUUUGCUGGGAGGAUUCCUCAUGAGUUGGGAAAUCUCUCAAAGUUGGAGUACCUUGAUCUUAAAGAAAAUUCUCUCUAUGGAACAAUCCCGUCUCAACUAGGGAAGCUUACAAGAUUAUGUUAUCUUGAUCUAAGUUACAAUUCUUAUAACUUAGGUGGAAAAAUCCCUUCUCAACUAGGGAAGCUUACAAGGUUACGUUAUCUUGAUCUAAGUUACAAUGAAAUCCAUGGAGAAAUCCCUUAUCAACUUGGAAAUCUCUCACAGUUGAGGUAUCUUCAUCUCUUGGAAACUUCACUUUCUGGAAUUCCUUUCCAGAGCUUAUGGAUUCGUAGAAACUUGAUAACAAGUCCCAUUCCAGAUGGAUUUGGGAGAGUAAUGAAGUCUCUAGAAGUUCUUGACCUUGAGUCUAACAAUCUGCAAGGCGAGAUUCCAUCUUCCAUUGGGAAUAUACGCACAUUGCAGCAAUUAAACCUUGGCAGGAACAAUUUGCAAGGGGAGAUUCCAAUUUCUCUUGGGAAUAUAUGCACAUUGCAGAAAUUACUCCUUAACGAAAACAAUUUGAGUGGGGAAAUUUCUAGCAUCAUUCAAAAUUCUUCAAGGUGCAACAAACAUGUAUUUCUGACUAUGGAUUUAUCUUAUAAUCAGAUUGCUGGAGUGUUACCUAGUCUUUCAAUUUUUACAUCUUUGAAGGAAUUAUAUCUCUCCAAUAACCAGUUAACAGGUGAUAUCACUGAACAACAUCUCACAAAUUUGUCUAACUUGGAAAGCUUAGACUUAACAGACAAUUCAUUGUCUCUAAAGUUUGGUUCUACCUGGGUUCCACCUUUCCAAUUAUAUAUUUUGGGACUAGCUUCGUGCAAGUUGGGUCCUAGCUUCCCACGUUGGCUCCAAACUCAAACUCAAUUAGAGUUUCUAGAUAUUUCUAAUGCUGGGAUUGAUGACUUUGUACCAGAUUGGUUUUGGAACAAGUUGCGGUCUAUAAGUGAGAUGAAUAUGUCUUACAACAGUCUCAAAGCUCUUGGAUCUUUCAAGGAAUCACUUGUCAGGAGGAAUUCCAACAUGUCUCAGGAAUUUUACUACAAUGAUGGACAGGAAAGUAACUAG
Molecule: messenger RNA, 1539 nt
Organism: Cajanus cajan (pigeon pea)
Lineage: Eukaryota; Viridiplantae; Streptophyta; Magnoliopsida; Fabales; Fabaceae
Source: RefSeq, a predicted model, not a curated record